UCUCUUUACUUCUCGAAAGUCGCCGGUUUUUCUCCGACCGGCCUCCGAGGUCCAGUUUCUUCCCUAAAUCCCUCCCUCUCCUUCCGCAUGUCUCAAGUUCCCGAUUUCCUGGUGCAGAUCCUCGCGUUUAGGACAUAUACGAUGCAUUUCCCCUAAUUAUUUUGUUGCUUUUUCACGGAAUCAUUCGAAUCUAGGGAUUUCUUGCAGGGAUUUCGUUCCUGAUGCUUUAGGAUUUCCGCCGAUGUUUGUUGCCCCACACUGAGAGAGAGAGAGAGAGAGAGAGAGAGAGAGAGAGAGGACAUGAAUAAUCCGAUGAUGGGCGGCGGCUUGCUCCCUGGUUCGGCCACCGGGAUCCUUGACCUUGACCCCUCCGUCAGUCAGUGCCACCACCACGCUCCCACCCACGCCCACGCCCACUCCCACAUCCAUCCGGUCUUCGGAGGAGGCCUCGACUCGGACCGCCAGAUGGCCUCACUCUUUGUCCCCUCCUCCGUGGGCGCCGCGACAAGCGACGACGAGGACCACUUCCCUGCCGUCGCAGGCGAGGAGGACGGCCACGAUCCCGACUCCCUGCCUGCUUCCGAGGCUGGCGGCAGCAAAAAGGCUUCGCCUUGGCACCGCAUGAAGUGGACUGACGAAGUGGUGCGGCUGCUGAUUUCAGUGGUGGCGUUCGUCGGUGAUCACGACGACGGUAGUCUGGAGAUCCUCAACGGAUCAGUAGCGGCUCGGAGGAGGCACGGGGCCUCCCUCCAGAAGAAGGGAAAGUGGAAGACGGUGUCGAAGUUAAUGCUGGAGAAGGGCUGCUAUGUUUCGCCCCAGCAGUGCGAGGACAAGUUCAAUGACCUCAACAAGCGAUACAAGCGGCUCAACGAGAUCCUUGGACGAGGGACAUCCUGUCAGGUGGUCGAGAAUCCUCACCUUUUGGAUUCAAUGUCUCAUAUCUCUCCGAAGGCUAAGGAAGACGUGAGGAAGAUCUUAAGCUCCAAACACCUCUUUUACCGGGAAAUGUGCGCAUAUCACAAUGGGCAGAGGAUACCGAAUUGCCAUGAUAUCGAUUUGCAGGUCUGUGAUGUCCCAAAAGUCGCUAUUUCCAAGGAUGGUGAUGGUCAUGCAAACGAUGAAGAUGGAGAUGAUGAAAAGGAUGGUGAUGAUGGGGAUCAUGAUGACAGGAGCGAUGAAAUGGGCAACAAGGGUUUAGAGAGCUUCAGGGCCGAGAUGGAUGCGGUGCUUCAUGACACAACAAAGUCACCAUGGGAACAGAGGCAGUGGUUUAAAGGACGUGCAUUGCAGCUUGAAGAGGAAAGGGUGGAGAUUGAGGCUGAAGCACUGGAACUGGAGAAGCGACACUUCAAGUGGCAGAGAUUCCGUGGCAAGAAGGAUAGGGAGCUCGAGAGGCUGAUGCUGGAGAAUGAGAGAUUGAAAUUGGAAAAUGAGCGCAUGGCAUUGCAAGUGAGGCAGAAGGAGCUGGAGCUGGAUAUCCUGAGAUCCAUGGACAGGGAGCAAGACAUCCAAAGGAACUAGCUACAGCAACUGCAAGCUUUUGUCUUAAUUGAGAACUCAGUGAAAUGGACUAUUAUACUUUUUCAGUUACAGCGACAGCAAUAGGUCUUCAAAUGUUGUGCCCGGCCUAUGAACCUGCUCUAAAUCUUUCAGUUUUCAUGAAGAGACAUGUUCCUUGAUGUUUUAUAUUGUUUGCUUAAUGUCGAUUGCAGAAGAUGGCGCCAAAUACUGUGUUUUUUUAUCGUUCUCUAGGUGGUUAGAUUUCUGUAGGACCAAGUAGUCAAUGCUUGGGAAAGCUUCUAAAUUCUUGAGGCACCUGCAUAUUUCCUUGUUAAAUAUGCCUAUCAAUCUAAAAGGUGUUUGGAGAAACAUGUUCCUUUCUAAAGGUCAGUCACCUCCUUCAGAAAUCUGAUCCCAGUAGCUAUAGUUUUCAAGAGCAAACAAGAAUGGUUGUGACCUAACUGAAGAAUCAAUCCUCCUUUGUUAAAAGAGGUUUUCUGUAUUGAAUGAACCAUCUGAGUAACAUCAUGGUUCAUCAAUGAGAUAAAAUGAAACAUGGGAUGCAAUAUAUGCAUGAUAGCUUGUGAAUCAGAUGUGUAGUUGUUACAGGUAGUUUUGAAAUUAGAAGGUUGCUGCAGACCUG
Molecule: messenger RNA, 2143 nt
Organism: Musa acuminata AAA Group (dessert banana)
Lineage: Eukaryota; Viridiplantae; Streptophyta; Magnoliopsida; Zingiberales; Musaceae
Exons: 2
Coding region: 301-1521 (406 amino acids)
Source: RefSeq, a predicted model, not a curated record